UUUAAACUCACAACGAAAUCUACGGUGACGAUGAGGCCUGUGAGAAUUUUUCUGUGACGGCCGCACCCAAAUCACUCAACUGGCAACGGCAAACUGAGAAAGCCCUUUGAAUCGAAAUUUCUCGCAGAAUCUUCGAAUUACUUGCGCAAGACGGAAAACCGCUUAGAAAAUUGCUACUGCCAUUGUUGUUGAAUUGAGCGAGAGAGAGAGAGAGAGAGAGAGAGAGAGAGAGAGAAGAGAGAGAGAGAGAGAGAGAGAGAGAGAGAGAGAGGCAGAAGAGAGAGAGAGAGAGAGAGAGAGAGAGAGAGAGAGGCAGAGUUGAACGUGGAGGUGCGUAAAAAUGGUGCUGUGGGAGAUCACAUUGGGUACAGCGUAUUUUUUGGGUCUGAAACGAACAUACAGACUUGCUCUCAAGAUUCAGCGGAAGCUCAUCAGCCCCAGACAUCCAAAGAUUCGUCAAUUUGUUCAAAGGCGAACACGAAAUGUAUUCGAUGUCGCACUCAAAGUUCAUCUCAAGAUACAAGAAAGGGACAUUGAAGUUGGUCGGAACCUUGGCAACUGGAUUCUUCGAUGGCUUGACAGAAUGAAGCCUGAAGCUCAGAUCAGAGGACCGCCUCACGGCCCUCACCCAGGCACUAAUGCAAACACCAAUGUCCCAAAGCAGACGAACAACUCAUCAGACCGGAACAAUCGUGGAGGCUUCCUGAAAUACAGUGCAAAAAGUAUGGAUAGGGAGUCAGAUAGACAUAUGUUUACUGCUGCACGAAAUGUCUGGCCUAAACCCUUUCCCACCAUUGCCACAAUGAUGAGGCCAACAAGGCCAGCUGGACAAAAUAUCCAGUAUAGGCAAUACGGCGCUGGUGCCUCUGAGCUUCUUACUCUGAAAUAUGGUAAAUUUGGUUUUGGGGAAGUGACUAGGUACGACAUAAGGCAAUGGAUUCUGCAGCACUAAUCCAGUAACUUCUUUUUGGCUUUUAAUUUCAACCAGACAGCCGCAAAGACCAAAGUCCUGAAACUUUGAGUUUGAAGUAAGAACUGGACAUGGAAAAUUGUGCAGUACCUGGGAAAGUUAGGACUGGAAACAGUCCCUGUUUUCUUUACCCUCCAGAAAUUCUCAUUCUCUUUCUUGAAGGUAUAGAUUUCUUCAGCCAGUGUUGUUUUGAUCAAACUCCUUACCAAAGUGGUGAAUCAUUUAGUGUCGCAGCUUGGUGUUGCUUCGUUCUUGGCCAUGUUACUGGCACUGUCUUUUCAGUUAAAAAAGUUUGUACAUUUCAGAUCUAGUGAAAAUUGGAUAUGCUGAAAUAUAUUUCUUUUUUACUGGGGUGCUGCA
This is a messenger RNA of Sesamum indicum (sesame), 1330 nucleotides long. RefSeq names its product envelope glycoprotein. NCBI's taxonomy places the organism in Eukaryota, Viridiplantae, Streptophyta, Magnoliopsida, Lamiales, Pedaliaceae. The record is from RefSeq and is a predicted model, not a curated record.